AUGCAGAUCUGGACAAUAUUAUGCGCGACCGCAGGGUCGUUAUCGUUGUCGUUGACGCUGUCGCUCGCGCACAGCAUUCCUAUAUCCAUCCCUCCUCCCGUGCUCGAUGGCCUGAGUUAUCUCCGUCUCGAUCGCGCGCUAGAAGACAAAUACUUCCAUGAGCCCGUCGGCCAUGAGAACGGCGCCGAUGACCGCCUCGGACACUAUGACACGCGGUACUUCCAUGAGAUGGUGUCGGAUGAGGAACGGGUCGAAACGCUGCACCACAUGGUGCGGGCAUAUCUCGACUUUUUCCGCGAGAACCAGCUAGAAACGUGGAUAUCCCAUGGAACGCUGCUGGGGUGGUGGUGGAACGGGAAGCUUCUUCCCUGGGACUGGGAUGUUGAUACCCAAGUCCGUGACGCAACGCUAACCCGUAUGGCGCGGGAAUUCAACCGGACGAUUUCGCAAUACGUCUCACCAGAUCGAAAGUACAAACGAGAGUAUAUGCUCGACAUUAAUCCCUGGGCAUACUUUCGAGACCAGGGGCCGGGCCAUAACAUUAUCGAUGCGCGCUGGAUAGACACUACCAACGGGUUGUACAUUGAUAUCACGGCGUUGAGCAGAUUCGACCCGGUGGGUAAACCGGAUACGUGGGAGUGCAAGAAUUGGCACAAGUACGAGACAGAGGAUUUAUUCCCGCUGCGGGAAAGCACAUUUGAGGGGGUGACGGCCAUGGUGCCGUACAAGUAUCAGGAGAUGUUGCUUGAGGAGUACACUGUCAAGUCGCUUACGCGGACGAAGUAUCAUAAUCAUACAUGGUAUCCGGAGCAAGGACAGUGGAUUUUCAGUCCAUGA
Talaromyces proteolyticus is the source of this 837-nucleotide messenger RNA. RefSeq names its product putative mannosylphosphate transferase. Lineage: Eukaryota; Fungi; Ascomycota; Eurotiomycetes; Eurotiales; Trichocomaceae. The record is from RefSeq and is a predicted model, not a curated record. The transcript is spliced from 3 exons. The coding region runs from base 1 to 837 and encodes 278 amino acids.